Messenger RNA from Nicotiana tabacum (common tobacco), 1209 nucleotides. The record is from RefSeq and is a predicted model, not a curated record. Lineage: Eukaryota; Viridiplantae; Streptophyta; Magnoliopsida; Solanales; Solanaceae.
AUGAAGAUUCCUCUUGGUCUGGAUGUCUCUUCUACUUCUGCCUCGACUACUUUGGCUUGUCGACUCAAGAAAUCUUUAUAUGGCCUCAGGCAGGCUUUCAGACAGUUAUUUUCUAAACUGUCUGAAGCAAUGCAUUCUAGGGGCUACAUUUCUAGUCUCAAUGACUACUCUUUGUUCACUAAAUCUUCAUCUGGUUCUCUUGUUGUUAUGGCUGUCUAUAUUGAUGACAUAUUGCUAGCUGGGGAUGAUGUUACUGAGUUAGACUCCUUGAAGUUAUUUCUGGACAACCAGUUUAAAAUCAAUGACUUGGGAACAUUUCAUUACUUUCUUGGAUUGGAGAUCUCAUCUCAUCCUCAAGGCUAUCUUAUGACCCAGUCCAAGUACACCACUGAUCUCCUAGCUGAGUUCAACUGCCAUCAUUUUUCUCCUGUUUUCACACCUCUGGAUCCUUCUAUCAAACUUCAUUUGGAUAUAGGGUCACCUGUCUCUGAUCCUAGCAUGUAUAGAAGGCUGAUUGGGAAGUUGAAUUUUUUACGACACACAAGGCCUGACAUCUCUUUCUUUGUUCAGUAUCUCAGUCAAUUUAUUCAACAUCCUCAGGUUCCACACAUGAUAGCUACAUUUCAUGUUUCAAGGUAUCUCAUGAAUGACCCUACACAGGGUAUCUUGCUUUCCAAUUCUCCUGGCAUGUCUCUUAUGGGCUUCUCUGAUUCUGAUUGGGGUUCUUGCACUAUUUCUCGCAAGCCUGUCAGUGGUUAUUACAUCACUCUUGGUGAUAAUCCUGUUUCUUGGAAGAACAAGAAACAACCUACUAUAUCCCUGUCUUCAGCAGAAGAUGAAUAUAGAGCUCUGCGGAAAGCUGCUGCUGAAAUAGCUUGGCUGAUCAAACUACUUGGUGACCUUGACUUGCCUAUCUCCAAUCUUGUUCCUGUGUAUUGUGAUAGUCAGGUUGCUCUACAUAUCGCCAAGAAUCCUGUCUUCCAUGAGAGAACUAAGCAUAUUGAGAUUGAUUGCCAUUAUGUGCGUGAAUGUGUAUAUGCUGGACUUAUUUCUUUACACUUUGUUUCCAGUGCAGAUCAGUUGGCCGAUAUUAUGACCAAGGCCUUGUCUACUCAGCUUCAUUAUGGUAUUCUUAGCAAGCUUGGUGUUUCUUCACCCUCAAGCUUGAGGAGUGGUGUUAGAGCCCAAUCUGGUAGUCCAUCUAAAUAA